This is a messenger RNA of Spirometra erinaceieuropaei, 35571 nucleotides long. The record is from the annotation of a GenBank genome assembly. NCBI's taxonomy places the organism in Eukaryota, Metazoa, Platyhelminthes, Cestoda, Diphyllobothriidea, Diphyllobothriidae.
AUGCGUGUCGAUCCAAGUUCUGGAAAGCUGUAUACUCUCAUAACAACUGAGGUUUUCGGCAUCAUCCGGUCAAUGAUGCCUUUUCGCCUAACUGGUGGCAAUAAAGGUUUUGCAUUCUGAUUUCAUCUAAAAUCAUUGUUUCAGAUUACAUAGUUAUUGGCUCAGACUCCGGUCGCAUCGUCAUACUUGAGUACAUUGCGUCUAAAAAUGUAUUCGAGCGUGUACAGCAGGAGACUUUUGGGAAAAGCGGCUGUCGUCGGAUAGUACCUGGUCAGUAUCUGGCAGUCGACCCCAAGGGUCGAGCUAUCAUGAUUGGUGCCGUCGAGAAGCAAAAGUUGGUGUACGUCAUGAAUCGAGACUCCCAGGCCCGCCUCACAAUAUCAUCCCCCUUAGAAGCCCAUAAGUCCAAUACGCUUGUUUACCACAUGGUCGGAGUUGACGUAGGCUUUGACAAUCCCACAUUUGCUUGCAUAGAAAUGGACUAUGAAGAGGCCGAUCAAGACCCUACUGGCGAAGCAGCACGGUCGGCCCACCAGCUACUAACCUACUAUGAAUUAGAUUUGGGACUGAACCACGUCGUACGCAAGUACUCCGAACCAUUGGAAGAACACGCAAACUUCCUGAUUACAGUACCAGGCGGCAGUGAGGUCCACUCGGGUCUCCUCAUUUGUUCGGAGAACUAUAUAACGUACAAGAAUUUCGGUGAUGAGCCGGAUAUCCGUUGUCCAAUUCCACAACGCCGCAAUGACUUAGAUGAUCCCGACAGGGGAUUGUUAUUCGUGUGUAGCGCAACUCACAGGACUAAGGUAGUCUUCUUGACGUCUUACACUCUGUUUUAGAACCUUUUCUUUUUCCUGGCCCAAACAGAACAGGGUGAUAUAUUCAAGAUCAAUCUCGAGAAAGAUAAGGAAACAAUUACGGAAAUUAAAGUAAAAUAUUUUGACACUGUCCCUGUGGCCACGGCGAUGUGUGUCCUAAAAACAGGUUUCUUGUUCACAGCCUCAGAAUUUGGCAACCAGUAGGUCCUUAUUUCCCACGGUCACCUCCCCUUGUAGCUAUCUUUACCAAAUUGCACACCUUGGGGACAAUGACGAUGAGCCAGAAUUUUCCUCGGCCAUGCCACUUGAAGAGGGGGAUACCUUUUACUUUUCUCCUCGUGGACUUAAAAAUUUGAUUGAGGUCGAUGUGCUGGAGGGUUUAUCGCCAAUAACCAGCUUACAUGUAAUGAAAUCGGUUUUGUUUAUAGUUUUGACUUUUAGAUCGCUGACCUCGCGAAUGAAGACACACCGCAGCUUGCAGUCGUUUGUGGCAGAGGUCCGCGCUCAACUUUUCGUUUGCUUCGUCACGGCCUUGAGGUUACUGAAAUGGCCAAAUCUGAUCUCCCUGGUAGUCCGAACGCAGUUUGGACUGUAAAGCGCAACUCAGAAGGUAGACUACAUAAUUUUCUAACUUCUUCGUCACUUGUAGAGGAGUAUGAUGCCUACAUUAUUGUCUCUUUCGUGAACGCUACGCUCGUCCUGUCCAUCGGCGAGACAGUCGAAGAAGUUACAGAUUCCGGUUUUCUAGGCACUACGCCUACCCUUACCUGCUCACAGCUCGGUGAUGAUGCUCUGGUGCAAGUCUACCCAGAAGGCAUUCGGCACAUUCGGGCGGACAGGCGAAUAAACGUGUGGAGAACCCCCGGGAAAAAGGCAAUUCAAAAGUGCGCUGUAAAUUCGCGUCAAGUGGUGAUAGCACUUACCGGCGGCGAACUUGUCUACUUUGAAAUGGACGUGACUGGGCAGUUGAACGAGUAUACCGAGCGCAAGGAAAUGCCUGCUGAUGUCAUAUGUAUGGCCUUGGGUCGUAUAAAUGCCAAUGAACAACGCUCACGGUUUCUAGCUGUUGGACUAGCUGACAACACUGUGCGCAUCCUAUCACUGGAUCCCUCGGUACGUAAAAAUGCCUCCUUUUAUGUCAUGAUUAUCACAUGAGAUCUUGACGGUCUCUUAAGGACUCAGACAACCACAUGUUAUGCGCCAGAGUUGAGUAGAAUGAGUAGGCAGAGUCAUUAGAAAGUCAGAGAAGAUAAGCGGUACAACGCCAUCACUGAUAUCUGUUUAUUGUCAUGUUCGACAGGAUUUUUUAUCUAACAUGAGGUUGGUCGUCGCUAGUACAACCAGGUGGCAUAAUUUGUUCGACAACACUGCGUUUUCACAUGUACCACCUGUGUUAUUGCCUGAGAUCUUAACGUCAUCCGCCUCACACCUACUUAAGCAAGCGACCACGCGGAAAUAGAUCCGGACAUCCAGAGCAUCUGAUCUGACAGAAACAGUUCUGGUAACGAAGUGCUUAAAUGAUUAGGUAUGAAUAUAACCGCUUACAAUCCAUCGUGGGUAAUUUUCACAGGAAUUAGUCGGUGUUACUUUAAGACAGACGGCCCAUCUUAUUCAGCAACUCUGAGAGACGAGGUUUUGGAUCCAUACAGCUGAACGUAUUAGUCGUAGCCUAUGCAUUCUGUCUCUAACCGCCAACGAACAUUGAAUUGGCGCUGCUCCCCUCGUCUCACAAGAAGUCGCACCUGGGCGUUGGGGUAGUCCAGAGGUAUUUUGAGCCGGUGGAAUUCUGAUGGACGGCUGAUCGAACCGUUAACAGGGAUUACUCAGCUAGACUUAUGAUUGACAGGCCUUUCUAAUCACGGCGGUCGCCUUUUCACUCGCCAAUAUGUCUAGCACGCACAUGACAAUAACUUAUAUCCGUGCUGUUGGGACUGAUACGGUCUAGAAGAAACAUCCUGCACUUUUAAGAAUCAAUGUCCAAUCGAUGGACCCCCUGGAAUGGUCAUCAUUUCAAAUGUAGCCCGUAUCUGCCUAGUGUCACCUCUAGGCUAAGUUAUGUCUAUUAAAAGAUGUUAUUUAACACUUGGCAUUGCCCCAUGUUGUCGCUCUUUAUGGUGAUGUUACAAAGCUAAAAUUACGAAGUGAGGUUUGGGAUAAUUCAUUUGAGGUCUGAUAUCAUCGAACCCAUUGGUGUUCCCUUAAUCUGCUCGUAGUGGGGUCGUCGUGUAGGGGUUCAUCACGUUUUUAGCGGCCAACUCAUGUAGUAUGGCAGAAACAAGGCGUCAAACGAAAGAGUACCUUUAUCAGAACGUGCCUAAACCUUGUGUUCUUGGGAGCUUUGCAUGAGUGUUGGUGGUGAUAUAGUGGGAACCGGCUGCAAGGCGUUCUAGGCAUCUACCAAAGCGCUUGACAAAGUCGCAUAUAGGUGUUUAGACGAGUCGUAUUGUAAUUCUAAUAAGUGUACCUUUGGGGAGGCCGUAUUCAUCUGCUGCGGCCCAUGCUUUUCAGUGGGACAGACCCGUAGGCCCUUGUGAAGAUACUGGACAAAUGCUAACGAAACCUCGAGGUAAGAACUGGUAGUUCAUGGAUCCGACGCAAACUAACCGUAAUAGCUGUAAUCGGGCGUAGCAGAGAAUUCAUGGCUAAACAAGUAUACGUUUACAUGUGGAUGGUGUUCGGUCGUCAAGCCCAAGAGGGACCGUUUAUUCCACGAGGAUUAGAAUGUUCGGCUGAAGUCUUUCUUCGAAGUGGAAGCAGCAUUGCGUUGUGGUGCACGUAACUGGGGUAGAGUAUUUCCCCAGCACUUUACUCGAAUAAUCUCCGGUCUUCAUGACUUAGUCAUGUCAUCGAAUGACCAUGUGAGCGAGGGUAGAGUGACGCUGAUCCUGCUCAUCCUUUCCUAAUCAUAUUGCGUAUGGUGUGCAUUUCAACAACUACAGCCGCGACUUGGAAGGUUUCCGACUGUGUAACCGUUUCCCUUCUUAGGACUGAUAGCAGCCCUACGAUGACUGCUAUGGCGACUCAGAUGUACCCCCGAGUACUAGACUCUGAUUCCGUUAAGGAUAAGAACCAGGACAUGUGGAGCGCUUAUUAGCAGAGGCUGUUGCUGGGUCAGUUACUGAGUAUAUGUAAUCUUCACUCAUCUGAGCUUCGUCGUAACACUGGAAGAUGAUGGGUGUAAAAGCAAGGGUAGGACUGACGUUGCAGAAUUCCUUGGUGUAUUCCCUGUCGCGCGUCCCAGUCAUCGUCACUAAGCGCGCGGCACAAGCGUAUGUAGUUGAUUUUUAUCUUAUUUCCCCCACUUUAGGAUUGCCUUUCCCCUCUGACAAUGCAAGGCUUGCCCACUUCGGCCGAGUCACUUUGCAUCGCGGAGAUGGGUGCUAGCGAGACAGAUGGAGACAAAACAGUCCAAACUGGAGGCAUCCUCUACCUCAACAUUGGCCUCAACAAUGGUGUCCUUCUGCGUGUUGUUCUGGACCCAGUAACUGGCGAGCUCUCUGACACUCGCACUCGAUAUCUCGGCACCAGUCCUGUCAAGCUCUUCCGUAUCUCCAUGCAAGGUGGCGAGGCGGUGUUGGCCGUUUCCAGUCGUUCUUGGCUCAGCUACACCUACCAGAGCCGGUUCCAUCUAAUCCCACUUUCUUACGAGACCCUUGAGUAUGCUUCAGGUUUCUCAUCCGAACAAUGCCCUGAGGGCGUGGUUGCGAUCUGUGAGAAUUCUCUACGGUUAGUGUGAUUGUUUUCUAACCUUUGAGCCGGUUUCCCCCAUGAAGCAUACAGUCUAGGUACCCUUUGAUUUAAAUGUUUUGGGAUUCAACGAAGGAAGGUACCGACAGCCGUUUCGCAGUUACUGUCAAUCCUUAGUGUGCCACAAGGUGGUUAUCCAUUCAAUUUCUCGGACUAUUGUAACAACAAAACCUCAAUCUUCAGAUUGGCGCUCGAGGACAGUUGGGAGUAAAAUUACUAGAGUUUGCAGUCUUACAGUACAUUUCCUGCAGGUGGGCUAAUUAUGCACUGCACACGUACGUAGAAUGAGUAGUACUUCCGCGUCAAGAAAAAAUCAAUGCGUUUAGUUAUAUCAAAGAUUAAAUUAUAGCGACCGUGUAUCACGCACUUAACUGCCUCGUCACUCGUGUCGUCAGGGCCGUGGCUCCGAGCACAAUUUCGUUUUUUUCCCCUGCUGUACGUGUUUAAUCGCCUCGGAGAUAAUUUCUUAUGAUUUAAAACACUUGUCUAAGCAGUCCCGUUGUAGCAGGUCGCUUAUGAUCAACACCUAGGGUCAAGUUAUUUUGAGUUAAGUUAGAUCAUAAAACGACAAUGGAAUUAAACACUAUUGUUUACUGUUUUGGGAUAUUACGUGUCUUAGAAUGUCUCGUAUAUGCAGACCGUCUGCCGAAAAAACAUAGAGGGUAGGAUCUACUGUGCGUGGUUCAAUAUAAUUUUCCCCUCUUUUAAGGUUAGUAUGGUCGAAUCAUUUGAUGCUCUAAGCACAUGGGCCUCUUGGAACAGACACACUGUUCAAGUCCCUUUUGUGUUAUCGUUUUCAAGGGUUCUACGCAGUCGAACUUUAUGCCGAACUCUUGUAUCUACAUAAACAUAUUCACUGAUUAUGCGCAUUAAUUACUUCAAAUAAAGUUUUCCAGGCGGCCAAGCAUGCUAGGUCCUUUGCCAAUUCCGGACUCUCCUUGCCCGACCACGCUAGAUGCACAUCUUCAUUUCGUCGUUUGCUGAAUUCCAUCUUGAUUUUCUCAGUAGUAUAUAAUUUACUAUGCCCCAGUCGCGCCGAACUGCUUGCUAUAACCGCUGUACACAAAAUUGAGUCAAUUCAACGAACAGGAGCCUAAGAAAACCCCCUGUCAUGUUGAGGUCUGUUUUCUUAGGCAGAUGUAGGUGCUCAGACCACAAUUUGAACUAGCCGUAUGAAACCUCACAUUAUCGCUAGGCUGAUUACGCGGUCCUAAAGUCACCGUUCCUCACAGUCUUGUUUGCUUAUACUUGACCAAUGCAUAGUUUCUUUGUGCGACUCCAACAGUAAUAGAAUCUUCUCAGUACUUGUACGUGAUACGGCUGCGAUCAUGCCUGAUCUAGACGGCCUCGAUGAUGUCCCGAACUGUACCUCUCUACGCGUGACGAUCCGCGGCAGCAGAUCUGGACAGCUCAACCCACCCCUUCGCCAACGACGGAGACCGAAUACCGAAGGUCCAAAAACCACCUCCAUGUCUUGAUGAACUCUGUCGAGUCAGGUUUUAAACUGACCCACUCUUCGACGCCUCCAAUGGGGCAACAGUGCCGGGUCGAGGGCAAUAACACAGCUCCUGAGGUGGACGACGAAGAACAUGCCCGAACCACUUCAGUCGUCUUUCUUGGAUGGCCUAAGUUAUCCUUCCGAUGUUGUCGCAGCGAGCGCGGACUGUCUUAUUUGACACGAAGUUGGUGGACUUCACUCAAAGGAUGGUCCUCAAGCAGUGGUGGUCAAAUACCUCCAGUUUUCGCUCGUCCUCCACGCGCAAAGCCCAGCAUUCACAAUCUUCUCAGCUAGUUACUUAUCGCGUGUUUCUUGGUGAACAGUAGCUUGAGCCGUUGUGUCCACGUGCCACCCUCUCACCUAAUGAUAAAUCAGCAGAAGUAAAAGUUGACGCUCACUAGCAUAUGCUGAUGACCCUCUUACACCUGGCACUCAUUUACUGUUCUCGCCUUGUAGUAUCUUGGCGUUGGAGAAGUUGGGUGCCGUCUUCAAUCAGACCAGUGCAGCCCUACAGUACACUCCGCGCAAGUUUGUCUUCCAUCCGGAGUCUAAUAAUGCCUUCAUUAUUGAGACCGACCACAACGCCUACACGGACGACCUGAAGGCCGAGCGACGAAAAGACAUGGCGGAGGUGAGUACACUACAGCACGUUUUCGGAAUCGGAGAGGGUGGGGGAGGGGGAGUGGUGCUCCACUACUGCUGUUCGGCUUUGUUGGCCGGGAUUGGUCAGCGCGACGAUCUGGUGUCGGAACUGGUAGCACAGUGACCCAGUUAUAUGCGUAUAACAAGGCGCUACCGUGAAAGCAAUCUUUUAGAAAUCAACAAAAUUUCAAAUGGAAUCCAGGUAGUUGCAUAAAUACCGGCUGCCAGUUUUUUAGGAAGCAAAUUCCCAUUUUAAUUACAGGGAAAUCACCACGUUAGGUGUACAAUGAAGGUGCACACAUGUCUUCCCCGAAUCCUGGACAAAGAUGCAAACUGUCUAUUCCUAAUAGAACAAAUCAGGUCUUCUAGUUUUUUUUAUAUCAGCCUGAUCCAGACCAUCGAAUUUUAUAGAAAAGGUUAUGAAGUGCUCCACGACUGUGCUCACUUGUAAGGCGUUAGUCUUCUUUAUUCACUAACUUAUACCAAACCCCAGAUUGUUAAACUAAGAAAUAGGGCCUAAAUCCAUUCACAUAUGUUGAUGUUUUUACUAGAGCAUUAUAGUGUCGUAUCUUGACUUUAACGCACAGAUUCACUUUGAAAUUCGUGAAUGUACAUUAGACAUCUCGACAGUGUUAAUCAACUCACCUUCCAAUCAUUACUCCAAUCAUUACACAGCGUGCGUAGCAUAUUUUCUGGGGAGGAGUUCAUGCAUUUUCGUUGGACACAUCGGAGCCCAAUGAAUGUGCUCUGGGCGCCAGAUUUCGUUUUGGUGGGAGGUAAAUCUGUCGGUGCUAGAUUUUUUAAGAUGGCAAUUUGCCUGGACUCAUACGUAGCCUCUUGUUAACAUAACAACAAGUCCAUAGAUGUUUUGGCAGAUUUUGAAUAAUUCAUAUUGACUCAACUGUGAAAAACGGUCCCUCGGUGGGAUUCGAACCCACGCAGUAAGGGGAAGGCUUUUGUACAACCAACGCUCUAACCACUUGACCUACGAGACCCCGCCGGGGUCAAUAUGAAUAUGAAUUAUUCAAAAUCUGCGUUAGCACGGUAGUCAUCUGGUUGAUUCUAGGUGAAUUACUUAAGGAAUCCUGCUUGGGCAGUCAACUUACUGUAUGGGAUUUGGUGGAUUCCAGACGUUGCAGUAGGUUGGGCGGGCAACUUGACCCAAAUGUGAUUAAACUCGCGUCGUCCGGCGGGGCCUCGUAGCUCGGGCGGUUAGAGCGUUGGCUGUACUAAAGCCUUCCCCUUUCUGUCCUGGGUUCGAAUCCCACCGAGGCGCCGAGUUUUUCACAGUUGGGUUGAUAUGAAUAACAACAAGUGACGUCGGCUCGAGUAGCGACUCCAACUGCCGCAUAGAUCUUUGUUCUUUCGGUCCUCAUUCCACUUCCAUUUUUCUUCACUCGGACGGUGACGUGGAGAGAACGCUCAUGUAGGCGGGUGAGAAUGAUGAAACGCUCAUACCGGUGUCAUCGCUUUCACCAGAAGUCAAGCAGUACAACUGUUUAGAUGAAUACUUUACUGACAGACUGAUUUUCCUCAGUCUCAGAAAUGCUUCCGCAUGCAUAUGAACCCCCCCCCCCCGGCUUCUAAUUUAUCUUUCUGAUAACAUGCUGGCGACCUUGAUGACAUCUCAGCCUUUGAAGGAAACGGUAUUUGAGAAUAACAGGGGCAGGCAUUUAGUUGUGAUAGCUCCCCAAACUCUUGUAGACGUAACACUUGCCGGGAAUUGUGACAGCUUUAGCCCGUUCGCAGGUUUACUCAUUAGACUCCCUCUCUAUCGCGGGCCUUUGAGCAGCGGUUUUCAGGCUGUUUCUUCAGGAAUCUUCCUCGCCGUGCCGAAUUUCCUAUGGGUUUAAGCUACCUCAAACGGCUAACGACGACUUAUUCAUAACGCGGAACACAAGUACUUUGUAACGCGAUCGUAAGAUGUAUGGAAAGUGUGAAGCUAUGUGGUACGAAUUUUACCAGUGGAUGUCAACACAAAACUGUGAUAUUUAACAAUGUAUCGGAUACGUCUGAAGGUGAUGCAUAUGUGUUCCGCGUUAUAUCACUUGCAACAAGAUAAAUAAACGAAGAAAAAUGGCCCACAUAUUUAUUUUGACGUACGAAACUGUCAAACAUCCCCCUGAUUGUUUUUGAAUCUUCCUGCCAUACUGUUUGAAAUUAAACGGCCUAAAACCUCAUCAGUUGCAUGGACAACUCCCGAUCCUAGACUUUUUAGACCUGUAGCGGUCGAAGACGUCGAGGAUAGCAUACACACUGUACAGAGUCGCUAAACGCCACAUCCGACAGGCAUAUAGGUAUAUAGUAAGGAAAGGGGUUUAUAGCGUAUGAAGUCUAUGUUACGGUAGACACACGGGUUGAAUAACAAAAGUGGAAAAUAACGAUUACAGGGGGAUAGCGAGGUACUGUACAUAUGAUCCAUUUGGAGGCGGUCAGGUCAUAUCAGUUAGACACCAGUGGGGAUCGCAGUGCUGUCGACAGCUGCGGGUAAGGGCCGGAAAGUGGGCGGACGAUAAGGAGAACACGAGCGAUGAACGGACAGCGAGAGCCGGGGAGAGGGGACACGACGUCAGCAGUAGGGAACACCGGUCAUCUUCACUGGUAGACGAUCACACCAGACCCAUCCGGCAUCCGUACCAAAAUGACCCUACUUCGUUCAGGCAACUCCGUCGAAUUUGUAAUGCGUUACAGACCAACUGUGUUUAACCGUCGCACGACUGACUGACUUCUCUUGAGUCGCUGCGCCACUAUACGACAGCCAGUUAGUGAUUCUGUCACAGCUUUACCUACAGAGUUACCCCUAGUUGAUUCGGACUGGCAGACUAGUACCGUACUUGGUAAGGAGAAAUGCGUUUCAUUUUAAUUUGUAAUUUUCAGAUCGUCAUCGCUGCAUCAACUUUCAUAUCUUUUUUUACGUCUGUCAGCACCAAUGUUUUGUGUGCCAUCAAUCCUCGGUUGAGGUGCUAUUUUAAAAAAUCAAUCUUCCUUCAACGUAACACUGCGUAUUCCAGCCCCCUACGUCAAUUCUACAGGAUAUGCUUUCAUUUACACUUGUAAGGGGAAAGACCAUAUCCUUUGCAGUCUUACUCCUUUACUCCCUCCAACAACUUGACACUUAUGCUUGCCACGAAUUCUCUGGGCCUUGAACCCUUAACACUCAUGGCACAUUUUGCGUAUAGGCAAUAGGUCAGCCAUAAGUUGCUGAUGGCACGGUUGGCAAGUUUACAUUCGUCUGGAAACGGCUUGUUAGUACAAACUCUUCGACAUAACGUAGACUAAGGGGAGUGUCAUCUGCGUGACUGUGGGUCCCUUGAUGGCGGAUCCUGCCAGGGCUGGUCUCCUUUACUUACGUUUAGCACACUGAGAUGGGAAUAUUUUUUUAAAGCAAACAAUUUAGGGCUUGGUCUGGUUAGACCCAAGAAAGUGACUUGGCGACCGCCUACGCCGAGUGCCCAGUCUUUUGUCAAUGAUGUUUAACUGCACACGGCCUAGACUGUUGUUUAGAUCCCACUGAGUAUUUCACCCAGGCUAACACGCCCACUUUGCGCGGUCACCCCCUAAAACUACGCGCAGGGAAAUCAAGAAUCAGUGGACGAAAGUUCUUUUUCAGUAACGGAGGGGUUGUAGCAUGGAAUGCCCUGCCUACCGAUGUUGUAAUCUCUUCCUGUGUGAAUCCCUUCAAGUGUAGACUUGAGGCGCAUCAGGCUUCCCAAUUACCAUCCUUACAUCCGCUCGCGUAACCUGGCACAAAUUAUAGUGUUUAUACUACUUGUAAUUAGUAAGUAACAGUUAAAGAUUACUCUUUUUGGACUAGCUGUCAGUUGUCCGCGAGUAUGUACAAAAUCCCUUUUUCACCUUCCGACUUAUCAAUGUUUUUCUCCGACGACAUGUAACCAAUAGGGAGUUCAAAGGCGCUAGCCUAUAUUUCCCUUAAUAAACUGAUACUGAUACUUUGUAUAUGCAUUAGUGCCCGAGAAGUCGGCCCAUGAAGCUCGAAAACAGCCAGAGCUUCGCGUGUGACCGCUUACUCACAUUUGUCCUCGUAAUUAAAGUGGUCAUGAAUUUAGUUGAAGAUCCGCAUAUGCCUUGUUCGCCACUGGGGCGGUGUGUGUGCGCUUGGUUUUGUACACGCUCCUUCCAACGAGCACCUCUAACGGCCAUACCUGCCACGGGGCAGAAAAGAUGUCUUGUUUGAAUUGUGCAAACGUGCCCACCUAUUAUUUCAAGUGGGUCGCAUACAUUAACUAAACUUUUCUGAAAUAUUUGGCUCACAUUUCUUCACCAGCCGACAUCUAUCUUUGAUUUUUUUGCAAUCCAGCGGAUUCUCGCCUCCGCGACGAAUGAGUCUGAACGGGAACAGGCUAAGGAGGCGGCAGCCUCUCUGCUGAAUUCUAAUCUACCCGAGGCCAUUUUUGGUGCGCCGAAGGCGGGCCCGGGUAUGUGGGCCAGUCUGCUGCGUUGUCUGAACCCACUGACUGGCGAAACGCUGCAGGUUUGCCGGUUCGCACAGAAUGAGGCAGCACACGCAAUCGCACUUGCCACCUUCUUCAAUCGGUAAGAUCCCCGCUUCUGCCACGUCGAUGAUUAUGCAACAAUAGCAUCAGUAGUAAUUAACUCAAUGACAUCCGCGAUAUUGGCGGCAGCGUCGUAAUGAUUUGUAUCCGACAUCAGAAAACCUUUUUCAAAAUGUAAAAAAUCUCUUCUGCAAAACAAAGCGGUGGCGACAGCCAGCGGAACUCAAAUCAGCAACGAAAAACCCAUCACCUAAGUAAUACCCGUCACGUAUGGAACAGUCAAUCCUCAAAACUUGCUUUCUUUGUUGAUGAUGAGUGACACAUCGUGUGUGGAGUUUGCGCGUGUUACGUGCUGUGUGGAAACUUCAGACGACGGCGGCCUUUGCACCCAAUCUAACCACCAGUUAGCUUGACUCGGACUUGCGAGGGAGGAGAGAGGUUGAUCCAGCGCGUAAUUUCUGCACCAUGAACAACCCAGCGCGAUUUUUAACGAUGGAGGCAUGCUAAUAGUAAUGGUUUAAAAGGUUGCUAGCUAACGGAAUAACUAUCCUACUUGGGACCGCUGUCUGGGUUGCAGUGGUUCGGGUUUGGGUAUGACUGGCUGACGACGGCUAUUAAGCCAGAAAUGGCCAUUCCAGUCUCCCUUGUCAUUGUCGAUAGUACCAUUCUGUCUAUAUCAUACGCCGCUGUGCGGCUGCUGGUUGGGCUCGAGAGAGAGAGAGCCCUUAGGGCACAACGGGACGAGUGAGUUCCGUAAGAACGAUCGGUGAGCGCCCCUCUACCAUUGUAUAUUCCCGAUCGCAACCGACAAGACAGCGAGCCGUGCCUCAGUGGUUAGAGGCGUUGGACUUCUAACUAACCGGUCGCGGGAUCGAACUCCAGGUGUUCCACACUUCGGUGUUAGGUAUAGCUGGCAGAUGACGGCCAAUAAGUCAGAAAUGGCCAUUGCAGUCUCCCUUGUCUUUGUCGGUAAUACCAUUCUGACUAUGAGACUGAUGUGAAAACCAACUGCGCUACUGGGUAUUAUGAAACCGGUUUGCAAUUUAUUGCAAGUCACCGUGCUUGGUGUAUGUGCAUCAAAGGAACAUUCUGAUUAUCGGGAAAAAAGCUGUUCUGUGGAAUGUUUGACCACAAUUCACACAGGACCUCCAACUAGUUCACAAGCCCUUGCCUUUGGGACUCAAUAAGUCCUCGGAGUUUGUGCUCAAGCUUACUCCAGUAUGGUUGAUUGUGGUGCCAGUCGUAGGACUGGCAACGGCUUCCUACUGCAGUGUUGGAAGCCAGCACGUGGGAGGGCGUGAGGUGGUCGUCAGUCGUCCAUGACUAUAAUCCUUCCCGGUCCCACCUGCCGUCUUGUGAACAGUAACUAAGUCCUUAGCGGGUUACCAUUAACUGUUAGUUUAAUACUGCAUGUCAUACAUUCCGAAAACCCAUUCUCUUCCACUUUCGUAGUGGAAUUUUUUUCUGCUAGCACAUUUACAAAUUUCCACAAUAACAAUCGAACCUUUUAUCAGUCUCCUUGUUAGUACGGCUUUCGACAGCCAACAGCACUUCCGACGGUAUUGGUUGGCAACUUGCCGACUGAUUAACACCAUUACGACGCGGAAUGUCUGGAGCGAAGGAAGCGCAGGCGUAGAGUACUUUGCCAGCUGUCUUUGAUUACACUAAGUCCCUCGGUAGACUACAUCCCUAAACCCCUUGGGCUUUCCAACUACCAUAGGCUGACCACAAUAGCACAUCCAUCCGCUUUUUAGUGGGUACAUGCACGUAGUUUCAUCGUCAUCGUCGAUUCCAUUGGGAGUUUUACUCACCAGUUGCGUCGUACCACAAAAACACUCCAUUAUAAUGCAUCAUAAUCAAGUCGACAUCUUCUAGAUUACCCCACUGGUGUAGCCCUGGCUGAAGUUAAAUAGCGCUCAAAUAAGAAUUUCGCACGAAACCGCCUACUUAGUUCGUUUCCCCUAGGUAUUACUGCUGCAUGACACGCUAAUGGCUAUCCCCGAGGCCCGAGUCUUCGUAUUCGACAACAAGCAUUCAUUGAAGGCCACUACACUAUCCACAACCCAUGUAUGCGCCAGAGAGCCUGUAGGCAGGCUAACUUACAGACUGCGUCUUCCCGGGGCACCUGUGAUCUCUUUUUAGUCUGUCAAAGUCUUGUCGGCUUCCUAGGUGGCCUUGUUUUCACUUCUGCUCUUCGAUUUCUGUUACUAGGCCAGAGGAGUACUAUGUCGUUGUUGCCCUCGCAAAGGAUCUUGUUCUUAACCCACGGAGCUGCUCUGCAGGCGUGCUCAAGACUUAUCGGGUGUCUCCGACUGGCGAUCAGAUGGAGUUUGUCCACGACACACUGGUCGACGACUUCCCUACCGCUCUGUGCUCCUUUAAGGGCCGCCUGCUGGCUGCUGUUGGUCAUCGCCUGAGGCUGUACGACAUGGGCAAGAAAAAGCUGCUUAAGAAGUGCGAGAAUAAGGUAACCACAAACACAGCUACUUGUAAUUAGCAAGUAGGCGGUUUUUAAGCUUUUUUAUGGAUAUGUUUAACUAGCGUGGUUUUCUUCUUUCCAGCAUUUCCCCAACCUCAUAAACGGCAUUUACAGCGUUGGCAACCGCGUCAUCGUCACUGACGUACAGGAGGGUGUUUUCUGGGUGCGCUAUCGUCCGCGGUCGGAUAACCAGCUGGUCAUCUUCGCCGACGAUGCUAGCCCCCGAUGGAUCAUCCACCUCGCCGUGUUGGACCAGUGCACUGUGGCCGUGUCAGACAAAUUCGGCAACAUCGUUCUCCUGCGUCUACCAGCAAACGCCAAUGAUGAGAUUGAGGAGGACCCGAGCGGCAAUCGGUCUCUCUGGGACAGAACUGCUCUCGGCGGUUCUAGCCAAAAGCUAGAGGUGGGGCUAAUACGCUUCUGUUCACUUUUUACACCUGGAUUUCUCUGUGUGUGUUUGCAAGUUUGCCUGUGCGGUGUGAUGCCAGACUUGAUAGUACUUUCGUCGAAAACGACGAUGACGAUCACCAUUGCCACCGAACAAAUGUGGUUUGUGCGUCAGCUAUAGUUGGAUGACCCCGUGACUACAGUAGGUCUAGACACCGGUGCUUAAGAUAAGGUUCAGUGACUGACUCAGUGUAUGAUUCGCGUCUGCACACGGUUAAUCCUUCUCCCACAACUUAACCAGACCACACACAAAAUUCACUGCAUCUGAGAUUCACAUUAGCAAUCUUUAUCUGCUUUCGCCUGCCAGUCGAGGCGGUUAGUGGGUUGUGACAGCCUCGUGGGGCAACAACUGAGAUGCACGCGUCAGGUGGGGCUAGAGUUUAGUGUUCGCCUCCCGCAAUCAGACAUUUGAUGCUACUGUCAGUCCAUCAAAUCGACAACUUCCGCCGAGAAUCUCAACCCGUCAGGUGCAAGUACGUGCACCUAGACGUAAAACCUAAGCGUAGCUUGCCUGCCGUGUGAGAAUAAGGGCGAGCUCAUUCUAUAAUGCAGCCAGAACAUUUGUGGCACUCGUAAGACAGGAGAGGGAUGUUUUGUCAGUCAUUGUCCGUGAGCUGAUCCGUUCUGUGGAACAUUUUUGGACGAUGAACACGAGAUUAAAGCCGAUUUUUGGCAAACGUUUAAGGUAGCGCAAUUAACACACAUCUUAGUCAUCUGUACGCCUCAGAAGGCAAAAAGGGAGUGAGAGAACUUCUGCGUUUCAAUCUUAUCAACACGUUAGUUAACACUACACUCUGCGAAGGAGGUAAAUGCUGCUCAAGUCUGCUUUGUUAGGAAUAAAUUCGUGCGCAAGUCACCGCAGUGCAGUAGCAACAGUGAUGCACCUCUUCGGUUACGACGACCAAGCGAUCGUAUUUAGUAAUCAUAUCACAUCACCCACUGUGGUCAACCCCAGGAAACUCAAUCAGAAGAUUCCACUGACGAAUAUGAGACGAAAAGUAGAACGAGGUAGACUCCAAGGUCUCAGUUCUAAUCCCUUUAAACCAUCCGAGCCGCCAGUAGUUGUGGUUUGAAGAAUUGCAAACUGGCAAAUUAAACUAGAAUCAGGCCGCAGUGACUUCUUGAUGCGGUACUUGUGGCACUUUCACGCACGCGGACUCAGAACCCCCCCCCCCCCCACCUUGAAGCCCGAUACGUGUGGAGCUAGGGACCGGCACAUGUGUGGUCCGGACAAAGUAUUAUUGGAUGGUUAUACGCAGGUGCCCAGGCUCUCCUCCGACACGGUUGUUCUCCUUGUCUACCGGCUAUGCCUUGCCUUCCCCCCCACAACGGGCCGCUCGAGAGAUGCGCCAGACCAAAACGGAGGCCACAGCCGGGCACGACAGACAUUUUUUGGGCUGCGCAGUGUUUGCACACCCCAUAACAAAUGCCCUCCAUGAGAGAUGUGGUGGCACACCUAGGUGCAGAAUCGCGCCGCGCCAGCCAUUUACGCCCAAUUUCAGCAUCAGAUGGCUCACCGGUUCGGAAAGCGGACUGGUGUAUGGGAGGGAGAAAAAAAAUUUGAUAAACCCUGAAACCAUCACGACACGCUACAAGUUGUGGCUUAGGGGCCUACUAACUGACACGAUAACUCGGUCCUCUCCGGACGGAGUGUCAGGCUGCGGUGGCCCCUUCUGAACGUGGCCCCCAUGGCCCUCCCAUUCAGGUGACUUACGGGUCGCCCCUUGUUUCCGUGAAGACUUGGUCCAGCGUACGUUGGCAGAGCGUGCGUGGCACGCGUAGACGGACUGUUUAAAUUUGUCAAUCCUGCCUUCGGUCGUCCUGGUCUAGUCUUGCCAUCGGAUUCGAGUGGGUGAGGGAGGAGAUAGUGCGGCACAUGCUAUGCAAGUCUGCUCUCACACGCACCCUAUCGCCCGGCUGCGCCCACCAUGUUCUCGGGGACACGCGGUGAACAUCGUCGUUCGCGGCGGUCCAACUGCCACCCAUCAUCCCGAUUACUUUGCGCGGAACAGCGCCUUUUCUGUGACCAAACACAGUCCCCUCUGUUUGUCCAUCUUGCAGGUGCUGGCGCAUUUCUACGUCGGCGAGGUAGUAAGCUGUCUACAAAAGGCCACCCUUAUACCCGGUGGCUCCGAGGGCCUCGUCUACUCCACCCUCUCAGGCGGGCUUGGCAUUCUGGUACCCUUCACUUCCCGCGACGCCUACGACUUCUUCCAGCACUUGGAGCUGCAUCUUCGGGCUGAAUCGCUCUCUUUGGUCGGCCGUGACCACCUCCACUACCGAUCACUCUAUUACCCAUGCAAGGUAAUUUAAGCUACCAAGCCCAGUUUCCGUUUUCUCUCGUCCUCAGCGAUCAUUUUUACUUGCUACAGACUGCUAGGCUUAAAGGUUAAAGUGAACGAUAUUGCAACUUGCUCCCUAUUAGCCGUGAUUUCGACCUCGGGACGGUAGCUUGAGGUCUGAAGUUGUAGGAAUUACUUUACUGACUUAUCCCUUGUCGGCCAUCAGCUGACCGGAUCUGCACGCUUGUAAAAUUUGCGCAUCGUGGAAUAUUACUGAACAGUUGAAAGUAGUGCAAUUCAACCACUUAACUGCAAGUUAUACGUUUGUUUUUUUUGUUUGCACAUGACAAAAAGAGCUCGGUCAGUGCGCAUCUUGAGAUAAAGAAGUCCUAAACUGCCCUUUUACUGAACUCCGUGGUUGAUUGCGUUGUGAAUUUCACUACACUUGAUCGCAGUACGCGAGUUUAUUCACAACACUUUCCCAUCUAACUCCAUAUCCCGCCUAGAACGUGAUCGACGGGGACCUGUGCGAGAUGUUCAGUUCACUCGACAUGUCCAAGCAGCGCAGUAUCGCCACCGAGAUGGACAAGGUACCGAACGACAUCGCCAAACGCCUUGAAGACAUGCGAACGCGUUGCGCCUUUUAAUUCACGUUUUCUUUUACACUCUUUAUGAUAGAGGCCGUCUGCCCGUCCCCCUCUUUCUCUCUCUGUACAUAACCCCAUACUUGUACGCUUUGCAACAUCAACUUUUAAUACAAAAAUGGUAUGUCGUUGGCGCACCGCUGGGAUUCUUUCCUACUCAUUUAGUGGCAAUCCUGAAAAGCCUUAUUGUCAGACUCCCCCGACCGGAGAGUAAUCACCGUUUACCACAAGCUGCACAAUUCGUUUGAAAGUGCCCUUGAGAGCGUCUGAGGGGCUGAGCGUGCGGAGUUGUGUUGGAAUAUUGACACCCCGAAUGGAAUGUCUACGACGAGAUAUCUAGUUGGGCCAGGAGAGUUUACUGUGGAGACCUUCGAGAGCCGGAACUCUAUCCAAUGUCGUAGUUGGACGAAAAAGGUACUAGCGGAACAGGUUCAUUAAAGUUGACUGUCUUCGGAUGCGACCUUUUCUUCUUUGUCCUGCGUGGCGGCUGGGGGCCUGUAGGUACUCGUCGUUCUAGCUACCAAAAUUCCCACAAUGGAGUUCAAAUUCGUGGGCAUGGCUUCCCCUGUCUACCCUUAGGUACUGGGUCGAGUGUCUGUGCGGUACCAGGCGUAUUCAUUCUGUCUUAAGGCUGUCGUGUUCCGCCAGGCAGACGAACCGAUUUCGUGCUCAAUAACGGACUUCUGGGCAGUGUGGUAGCUGCGUUGCUGCGCAUGUCUCGAUCUCCGGUUAACAUGGAGCGUGAUUCUGCGCGUGUUGUCAGGGGAGGGGAUUGCUCCCUCUGACAUCAUUGGUUCUCGGCAAGUACAAGCUAGGCGGGAGAACCAUCACUUCCCGGUCGUCCAAGGGCCUGUUUGUGCCGUCGGGCAGUGGUCGCACGGGGCUGGUUAGUCCAGUUCAUCAAGGUAAGGGUAGCCAUGAGUCCUUGAGCCCAUUAUGGAAUUGCCAAGGGUAGUUCCGUCUGGUUUCUGAAUUCGAUGGUUGAGAUCGCCAUCCACCACUACAGCACAAGUAUCUCGUCCAGGAUUGUGUUGGGCAACAACUGGUGGGGCCCUACGGGUUGGUCCACAAAAUUCGUGACCCUUGCAAGCAGUCGGUUUGCCAACUCGGUGCUCUAUGAGUGUUAUGGCCUCGGUGGGAUUCGAACCCAGGACAGCAGGGGGGGGAGGCUUUAGUACAGCCAACACUAGGCAUGUUAACUACGAAGUCCCGCCGGACGACGCGAGUUUAAUCAUAUUUGAGUCGAGUUUACCCACCCAACCUACUGUGACGUCUGGAUCCACCAAAUCUGAUACAGUGAGUUGACUGCCCAAAUAGGAUUCCCCAAGUAAUACACCUGGAAUCCACCAGAUGACUACCAGACUCACGUAAUUCUAGAUGCAUUGCUUGGGAAAUCCUGCUUGGACGGUCAGCCUACUGUGCCGGAUUUGGUGGAUUCCAGACGUUGCAGUAAGUUGGGCGGUUAACUUGACCCAAAUGUGGUUAAACUCACGUUUCCCGUUGGAGCCUCGUAGCUCAGGUGGCCAGAGCGUUGGCUGUACCAAAGCCUUGCCUCUGCUGUCGUGGGUUCGAAUCCCACCGAGGCGCCGUGUUUUUCACAGUUGGGUUAAAGUUAACUCGGUGUUCAACGAAGGACUCACCUAUGACUACUAUAUAGUACUUGACCGCUUAUUAGUUCAACUAGAGAGCAUGCUGAGUUGGCUGCAAGCAUUUGCCGGGAGCAGUUCUGCUGUCCGCCCUGGAGGCACCACCGCAUCGUUUCGCAGCUUUAUUGCGUUUUCCUUGCCAUAGGACUUUGCUAGUGUUCAAAAGCUGCGCCUAUGCACGGAGCGUCAAUUCGCCUGGGCAGUGUUUAACGAAGAUAGUCGGGUAAGCUCGUCUAAAGGACGAUGGUGGCCCCCAAUCGAUUAUGUACCCGUUUAAGCGACUGCCGGUGAACUGGUGUUGUGGGUCGAUUGCCUCUAAACUUUUGGGAACCUUUGAUGGCUGAUAUACUGAGAGAAUACUUCGUUUUUCGAUUCCAUGGGUGUAGUAAGCCCACAGUAUUUUCUCUUUGACGUUGUUGCAACCUACGAAAUCCAAAUUACCAGGGUGAGCUAGACGCGACUAAUCCGACCCUGAUGAUAAUGGUAAGCCAAACCCCUCCGCUGAAAGUGGUCAUCCUCUGCGGGACCAAAAUGACAUCGCGUCUUGCGACGACACAGCUUUCGGGUUUAUCUUAAACGAGGACCUUGAUUCAGAUAGUCCUUGUCGGACUCUUACUCGAGUUCGCAGUCAGGGUACUUCGAUAAGCAGGUGGAAACUUCGUGUUCGGACGAGAAUGAACCGCAGAGGUGGGCGGAAUUCUCAAAAAUUUGAUUUCAGCUGACAGUACACCCGUAACAAGAUCGGGGACUGGAUAACUACGGUUCAGGCAUUAUGUGGCCCACGCGUUUGCCAUCUCUCCGUAAGAUCAAGCAGCUAAAGUUCUUUUUUCCGGCGGUCAAGACUCCUCCUCCCUCCUCCCUCCUCCCUCCUCCUCCCCUCCUCACCCUCCUCAAUGUUAGUGACCUGCCGGGGAUACCGAUAAACUGCGCCGGCCAAAAUUACCUCAUGGGAAAUGUUGUCCUGUCAACCACACCGGUUAGGCCUUUGGUUCAGGAUAGCAGUGUGGCUGUGAGUGGCGACCAUCUCGACGCAGUGUCCAAAGUACGAAAACCCCGUUAAAUACACUGGGUCUCCCAAAACGGACGUUUUGCGCAAGCUAUGCCGCAUCAGUAGACCCCAUCUGCAGUUGGCUUCAGUUGUACUUGGUCUAGGCGAAAGAUAGAGAGGAACAAACCCUAGGGGUAGAUUACGUGACCUAUCUCAUGAAAUCUGAUAGCUGAAACUGAUACGAGAAUUUCUGGACGUCUUUAACGUUGCGCAGUUUGUUCGCUCAUCCACUUCCUGCAGGGAAAUGUGCUUUUCUUCUACAGAAAUUGUGUUUACGUAAUUAUAUAAAGUAAAAUAUCAGUAAGUUUUAGCGAAAAUGGACGUUGGAAUAUAUUCGUGCAAAUUACUAUGCUAACACAUGUCCUAGACCCCAGCUACGCAUCUAAGUGACUUUUUCAGUGAAAGGAUAGUAAUUCGCCCGCGAGAGUUUUAAUAAACAGAUUUAGCCGGACUUGAAAAUUUAUUUUAUGCCCGACGCUAACCGUGGUAAUCAACUUGCAAUCACAAAGGUUAUUUUAAGAAAACCAGAGGUUUUAUAAAUUCCUAAAUGUAAAAUUAUCAUAGCUGUGCGAUCUAGUGCCCUAAAGUGCGGUAAUAACGCAGAUAGGGAUUUAUUCGUUUAAAUGGGCUGAAUUUGUUUUGCCGUUUGGAAAAUUCUACCUGAUGUCACAUAAAUGACCAAAUUUUAACAGUCUUGAACAUAUGAAACACUACGUGCCAUGUAGUUUAGCUUCUGUGCGUAUCUUAUUCAGAAAUAGAACGAGCAAAACAUUAAUAGUUUCAGCAAAAUAUCGGUAUUUAUGUGGGCGCUCUGCCGUGUAUUCAUAAUCGAAGAACGGAGUCUAAAAGCGAGCAAAAACAAUGGAAAUGGUUUCAAUGUAUAGAGAAAGGCAUGUUCUUACGUUUACGGUAGAAAAAUAUUAGUAUUGUUUGGAAACGUGAAGGCAACGGCCAAAAGUGUAAAAUUUUUACUUGGCCUCACCGUGCAAAAAUGCAAAUUACACAGAGAUCCGUAAACGGGGUGCAUUAAUAAAGCACUUCUUAAAGAGGUAACUUAUAAGGGAAAUUUUUUCAUUGAUCGAAGGUAUAUUCGUCACUGACUUUCGUUGUGGACAGCCAUUUUUCUCGAAAAUGAAAUUUCAUGUCUGAAUGAGUCUUCAUAUGUGACCCAAAUGCCCAUCUUCGUGAAAAGGAGCUCACGAACACUCACUAAUCCGAUAAAUGCCUUCAAGAAUAAUCUUAAUUUAAAGUUAUCAACAGACAGGUAUUUCAGAAUCUGUCUUUAUGGGCGAUCGGGUGAAAACACUGAAAAUCAUGGAGUAUUCAGCAACAUUUCGAGGCCGAUCUUGAACUUGACGUAAUCCAAAACGAACGAGAAGUGUAAAUUAAUUUAACGGAAGAAAAUUUCUCUCUAUAAACAGAAAAAGCUGCGUCCGAACUCUUUUUCACCGCGCCUUUCGGUACUGUAGCAUCGAGUAUCUACUCAAGAGAGAACUAGCCUACUUAUACCAAUUAUUCCGAUCUAACGGAUAUCCGAUUAGCUCCAUGAAAAGCUGUCUCAGACGUCAGAGACAACCACAAGAUCAGAGUUCAAGUGGAGAAGUGGCACAGAGGAAAUAUUAUUCCUUGUCCUACAUGCAAGGAAUUUCCAAAGCGAUUGCCCGACAAACAAACCGGUUUGGCAUCUGCAUUGCCCACAAGCCGGAGUCCUCCUUACGCGCAGCACUAUCCCGGGCAAAGGAUCCCAUACCCAAAGAACAACAAAGUAACGUCAUUUACCGUAUCCAGUGCGCUAACUGUUUUUGAGUUUAAAUUGGUCACACGGGUCGACAACUUGGGACUCGCAUUAAUGAACACAAGUCAGCUAUCCGCCGACGCGACCCCUUAUCCCUCGUGUUUGCCCACGCUCUUGAUUGUCAUCCAGUGGAAGAAUAAUGGCGAAACAGGAGUGUAUGGGCUUUUGGCUAUUACCUGUGCUGUUAGUAUGAAAUCAACUUCCCAAAUUAUUAUCUUAUUAUUAUUAUCAUCGGCACGUUUGAUGCAAGUAGAAGGGGAAUUUCGAUGAUCUUAUGAGCAUCGUAAAAACACUGUGUAGAUCAAUUAGGGUAACAAAUGCCGUAUUCUGCUGCAAUACGAUUCAUAAUGUGGGCAAUGCAGAUGCCAAACCAGUUUAAUUGUCGGGCAGUCGCUUCGGAAAGUCCUCGCAUGUAGGGCAAGGAAUAAUAUUUUCCUCUGUGACACUUCUCCAUUUGAACUCUGAGCUUUUGGUUGCCUCUGACGUCUGAGACAGUUUUUCACGAAGCUCAUCGGAUAUCCGUUAGAUCAGAAUAAUUGGUAUAAGUAGGCUUGUUCUCUCUUGAGUAGAUUCUCGCUGCUACAGUACCGAAAGGCGCUGUGGAAAAAGAGUUCGGACGCAGGUUUUUGUGGGCCGCAGGAUGGUUGCUCCCGUAGUUGAGGAUGAUUUCGGUACUGGAGUCUUUUCUGUGGACGCUGGUUGCGAGAUUGCCAUCACUCAGUCUUUGUACACUGAUGUCGAGAAAAGGGAAGAUGUCCCCUGUUGCUUCUUCGCGAGUGAAUUGUAUGGCGGGGAGGACACCGUUAAGACUCUGGUGCAGUCGUUUAACUUCGCAGGUUUUAUGACAACGGAGGUAUUAUCUACGUAGCGGAGCUAAUCUUUGGUCUGAUGGCUUGAAUAACAACUUCUUCUAGUCUUUGUAAGACUAGUUCGGCGUCCACCCUACCCACAGCUUUAUCCCGGGAAAAGGAUCCCAUACCCAAAGAACAACAAAGUAACGUCAUUUACCGUAUCCCGUGCGCUAACUGCCGUUGCAUUUAUAUUGCUCACACGGGUCGAGAACUUGGGACUCGCAUUAAUGAACACAAGUUAGCUAUCCGUCGACGCGACCCCUUCUAUCUCGUGUUUGCACACGCUCUUGAUUGUGACCAUCGUUUCCAUCGGGACGAUAAUGAAGUGGUCGCCAUGGCUAACACCAAACAUACACGGGAAUUCCUCGAAGCUUGGCACUCCGGUGCAGAUUGCAUUAAUCGCCAUGUUAACCUAGAUGUCCACUACGAGGGUCUCCGAUCGCCGUGGACUGACUGGCGCCCACUUUGAGAACAACAACAGCUAAUGCAUGCCCGGAUGUACAUGAUCUCGCCGACACGCCAUUCCUCCCUCCCUGCCCUACUCCCCUCCCCCCAACACGGUGAAACACAUUUGGGACCCACAACACCUAUCCUCACCUCCCGCACCCAUCACAGCACGAUGCACACCUCCCCCUCGCAAGGUCGUCUGCUUACCUCUCUGUCUGCGUCCUCAACCAGCAGUGUGACAAUGCCACCUCUGACGACGGGUUGGUGCAACCAGCUCGAAAAUUUACGAGUAAAACUCUAUUUCCGACGGACUUCCUCAUUUCAUCACAAAAUGGCAUGUUUACGAUCACGCCUGUCAGUUCUAUUUAAAUUUAUUAGGCACCGAUCGGCCUGACAGCAUGUCAACUUAUGAAAACUUUUAAUCCUACGACGUCCCCAUCGGUGAAAUUAAGCAAAAUCCAGUUUCUCUUGUUGAACCCUAUUUGAUUUAACUCCAAUGAGACAAGAAUAUUACGAACUCCCUGGAAAACCAUUUUGGAAUUUACACUCAGAAUGUAGGCAGUUGACAAACCAUCAUAUAUGAAAUCACAUUAAUUAUUAAACGAAAUUUAGAUGUAAACUUCACUGAGACACUAUUACUAGACGCUACUUUAUGUCUGCUUUCAUAUUUACUAUGUUUUUGGUGUGAGAAUACAUUCUAUACAUCUAAAAACGAAGUUUACUAAAUAAGAGCCCUUUCUGACGUUUUCGGGAUAUUGUGCUUUUUUGAAAAAAAAUCGCCAUUUCUAAACAACAUAACACUACCUCUAAUAUUCCUUUUAUGUUCUGAAUUCUUUUAAACUUUACUUAAUUAACAUGAAAUGAUGUCAGUUUGCGAGUGAUUGGCAAUCAUUCGUAGACGCCUUUCCUGAGUUAGUUAAGGCACUGUACUUUCCUCCUUAUACUAAUUCUUCUGUGCUUGGCUCGCAUGUCUUGAAUUAUUUUCCAUAUAAUUAUUCGUUGUUUGAGGGGCUCUAACAGUCGCGUGCGCGCAGGGAAGGGAAAAGGGGAAGGGGGGAAUGCAUUCUCACAGCACGUCAACGGAUCUCUCAUUAUUACAAAUCUGAUGUGUUUGAGCCUAUCACGACACACUAACAGCUGUGGCUUAGAGGAUUACCAAAUGACGUGAUAAGUUGAUUCUUCUCGGGACCGACAGUCAGGCUGCAGUAGUCUUCCCUUGUCGCAUCAUUCGUGACAUUCUCUACUAUGCGCGAUUCAUACCGUCCCUAUCUGUGGGACCGGAUCGUGUGAGGCACGCGUAGAUGGGCUGGUAAGAUUUGCUAGUCACCGCACUGGAGCCCACCUCCAGUCGGUUGAUAUUGUUUUGUCCUCCGUGCGAGAGUGCGGCAGCGCUGCGCAAGUCAUCGCUGGUCGCUGCUUGCAACGGCAGAACUAUUCUAGUAAUUCUCAUACGCUUCUGAAAUAUCACAGCAUGCUAGAAAUUAGAAGUUGAAAUGCUGCAAACAGACCGCGUGGUAAAAUAUGGUUAUGUAGUCGCACCCGAUAAGUUAGUGCUCUUACGUUGGCAUGGCGUUGCUGUGCGGUGCGGUGGGUGUUCUGUUGGCGACCUUGUUUGUUCGUUGCCGUGUCUACCUUGUUCGGCCCAAUGCCGGGGUCCUUCUUGAAUUUCGAACGUCGAAGCUUUAUCUAUUUUACUUCGGUCCGUCUCUUGGUAACGGUUUCAUAACAGCUCCUAGAUUGCCGUGGUUCUCAAUCUGUAGAUUCGUUUAUUAACACCAGGAAUUGAUAUAAACUACGAUGCAGCUAGCUGAUCGUCGUCCUAACACUUUCAAAUCGGCUCUUUAAUGGUUAACCCAUGCAAUGAUCUACCGUACUAACAACACAGGUAUUAGCUAAAAGCCCAGACACGCGUGUUUCGCCGAUCUUAUGCCGCUGCCUGACGCAGCUGCGAGGGGUUAGGCUCGUCAGUGGGCCCCCCAGCUUUCCCCGUGCGUUUUCUGGUAUAUGAACUCCAGUUUCAAUUUGCCUUGUUUAAUUUCCUCGGAAACUAAACAAGGUGAACCCAUAAUUUACUUCCGAAUCUUACUAAACAACCUUCAAUACACAUGGCGGUACUCAUUAUUUACAGCGAUAAAGUCGUUCAUAAGGUUAAGGCGGGUGUCUCAAACACGCCCAAAUCAUUUGGCAGUUUAGGUUCUCUGUUGAUACCAAUAGGAAAAAUGAAAAAAGUUAAAUCGGCGGUCGUUUUCGAUUGUUCAUUCCUAGCCUUGUGUUGCUGGUGUUGGACAAGACCGAUGACUAGGAUUUUCAUGAGUAAGAUGUGGUUAUAUAGUCGCAUCUGAUAGACACAAUAUUGUUGACCUAAUUAGUUAUUUUGAGGUGGUUUGAUCACGUUGGAAUGGUGUCGCUGUGCGUUGCAGUGUGUGUUCUGUUGGCGACCUUGUUUGUUUGUUGCCGUGUCUACCUUUUUCGGCCCACUGCCAGUGGUCCUUCUUGAAUUUCGGCCUGUCGUCACCUUCUAACUUUCGCGUUGGAUGUUUCGGGGUUAGGAUUAAAGGGUUAGGGGUUAGGAUUUAAAGUUAGGUGUUAGGGCUUUGGGUUAGAGGUCAGAGUUAGGGGUUAGACUUAGGGGUUAAGACUAAGUUUAGUGGUUAAGUCAACUAUUUAUCAACCACGCAACAUACAGUCGACAAAGGCAUGGAAGUUUGGAAUUGCCUGUUCUGGCUUAUUAGCCAUGGUCAGCCAGUCAUAUUCAACCCCGAUGUGUGGGACAUCCGGGGCUCGAACAACGGAACAACCGGGACGAGUGAGUUCCGUAAAAACGAUCGGUGAGUGCCCCUCUACCACUGUGCAUUCCCGAUCGAAACCGACAGGACAACGAGUCCGUGGCUCAGUGGUUAGAGACGUUGGACGUCUAAAUAAUAGGCUGCGAGUUCGAGCCCCAGGUGUUCCGCACUUCGAGGUUGGGUAUGUAUGGCUGACGACGGAUAAUAGGCCAGAAAUGGCCAUUCCAGUCUCCCUUGCCUUUGUCGGUAAUAUCAUUCUGCCUGUAUCACGCGCCGCUCUGCGGCUGCUGGUUAGGCUCGAGAGAGAGAGCCCGCAGGGCACAACCGGGGCGAGUGAGUUCCGUAAAAACGAUCAGUGAACACCACUCUACCAGUUCCAAAAGCUUUCCCUUUACAUACAAUUACUUUGCCUCAUCGCCUGUGCGUUCCACGGCCCCACCUGCAAAGCCUCCUAUUACCACCGCUCCCGUAUUACAGGUGGCUGGAGUUUGUUUACUUCAAGUGCGGCUACAUAAACACAUCUGACCAGACGCGUCAACUCUUUCUUUCGUGAUCUCUCCAGUAGGUAAAUCCAAGCCUGCAUAAGCUCUGUAUCAUGCGUACACAGAGACCACUACGCACGGACGUGACAUUCAUGGACGUGGGGUUAGCCACGUCAGUCGGUUUGGCAUUUUCUCGCCACUAUGGAAGAGGAGGAGAGAGAGGAUGGAGGUGGGUGUACACGUCCUCCGUUCCUGUUGCAAGGAGGACGAGCACGCGAGUACUGUUGGUUGAAAUCGGAAUGUCAACAACGGUGCAUGCCCUUCAACCGCACAAGUACGCGUGACAACUGGAACAGUAGGCGUACUAGCCUGUCAUUUCGGACGCCUACAGGAGCUUAUCAUCUGGGACUAGGUGAGAGAGAGAGAAACAACAAGCGAACAGCUUUGUGGUCAAAGAACAAACGCGGGCAAGGGGAGGAGGAUUGUGCCCACGACCGUGCUGACUCCAUCGUGGCGACAGAGCGCUGCCUUGACUGUGAACUGUGCCACGCCAUUUGGCCUCUCCUGAACAAGUACAGAAGCUCAGGCUAAUAAAUCAGUGAUCGCACGUUCAUCUUCCUUGCGAGGAGAGAAGUUUGUACCAAAAAACCACCAUUACAAUAAACCAAUACAAACACGAUAGUUCGACCAUCGAUUGUGAUGAUGUCCACCCUAUGCCCCACAGCAGGUGGUGGAAGUAGGGACGGUGACGUGCGCGGGGGGUUUAUAGUGCCAGUAGACUUGCGAUGAAUCUACCACACUCUCUCCUCAUCCCCGCCUGAGCCCGGUGUCAAGACAGAGUCAAGAAGACCGGAGACGGGGGAGGACGCAAGUGGCUGGCGCGACCGAACCCGCACCUAGGCGUGCCACCACACCCCCUAAUUCACAGCAUAUACUUGACCAGAAUUUUUCCCCAACAACAACAACAACAUCACCCCAACAGGAGUCAGAAGGACGGGGGAUGAUGACUGGACCGCCAUGCCCACCACCUGUGUACCUAGCGGAAACGCAAGCGCAUCUACCGGCAGGGAAGCAGGUGUCAGGGAACUGCCAGCGCAUACCAGGCUGCGUGGGCCUUGGUUUGCUGUUAUUGGCAUGGCGCACACUUUCAGACGUGAAGACUGUCGAUGACUCGGACAUACUGACAGUUCAGGUAAUCGUCUCUGAAGGUGGCCCUAUCCGACUGACACGAUUCAUAGGCGCUGACAAGUCUUAACUCAGAUACUCACGAGAAAAAAGUAGUAGGAAGCAAAACGAUGUUGUUUCACAGUCAGUCGAAUGAUCUGACUUUCUUGGCGGUGGCUAUUGGAGAGUGGUGUAAGGAAAUUCCUGAACACUUUUGAACCCAACGUGCCGUUACACUUGAAUUCGAUAUUUUUGAACUACAGGCGGUGUGUUUCCUAUGUACGGGAAAUCAUACAUUUCUAUAGACUAUUAAGAGGAGACCAUAUGGAGCUCGUAAAGUUCAGCAGUGGAUAGGAGCCAUAUCGUAAACUUUACAAGCAAAACUAGUAAAUGAAGAGACACGAUACGUUAUGAACGGACAUGCAACGGUCUAAAAAUCCAUAACUCGAAACUUCUUUAAAACCGAGUUACACACUUCCCUAAAGUAUACAAUUUGAAGAAGAUGUAAUUUUCUUCCAAAUGAGUAAAAAUUCUGAAUAUUUGUAUGCAUGUCUUCCAUGAAAUAUAGUUGAAUUUAUAACGGCACCGAAAAUCAACGAGAACAAUGAAUACCACUUAAGUAGUCAUUUUGUACAGAGUGUACUCUAUGUAGACGGCCGGAAAGAAGUUCAUUCAAAAGCUGGCAUCCCGAAGGAAAUAAUUGAUCGACAAUGGAUCGUCAUCAUAGACUGACACCGCGCCAUUAGGGAGUUGAACCGGACCGACAGUGGAAACAAAGAGUUUAUUCCCCUGACUUCCCAAACUCGUAGUUUAAUCCAUAAUCUCAGAGAGCAAAAAAAACAGAAGAAGGCAGUCGGAUGUGUAGGCCUGUCACGUCAGGUCGCGGAAUAGCAGUCGCAGUGGUAACAUUCCCCGCCCCACUCCGCGACUGCAAACGGAUAACCCCAGAUCAACGAUGAACCAGCGCGACCGUCAGCAGCGGUAUAUACUGUGCCGUAAGAACGAUCGGUGAACGCCCCUCCACCAUUGUAUAUUCCCCAUGGAAACGGACAGGACAACGGGUCCGUGGCUCAGUGGUUAGAGGCGUUGGCCUUCUAACAAACAGGUCGCGAGUUCGAGCCUCGGGUGUCUCACACCUCGGGGUUGGGUAUGACCGGCAGACGACGUCUAAUAAGCUAGAUAUUGCCAUUCAUAACUCCCUUGUCUUUGUCGGUAAUAUUACUCUGUUUAUAUUACGCGCCCCUGUGCGUCUGCUGGUUGGGCUCGAGAAAGAGCCCUUAGGCACAAUAAACAAGUGAGUUCCAUGAACACAAUCAGUGAGCGCCCCCUUCCACAUUCUUCACCGUUUCCCGCAGCCCUACUGUCCCCGCAUUGGACGCGGCUAGGCCUCCCUGGUAACUCCAUCUGUAGCCAUACUAAAGCAGUAUUCACCCUUUAAAAUCAUAGCGAACAUCUACACAUUUGUGUUGCGGCACGCAAAACACGCAGUAUAUAGGAUGGAAUUGCAGACGCCUACCAAUGUGUAAGCUCCCAGCAUGUUGCAAGAUGCUUUUAAGCCUUUUUAGCGUUAUUUGGUUAUGGUGUGAGCGGUGUAAUCAGUCGGUGAUUAAUCUCAUCCAUCUUCAGACACCUUGACCAGUUGGUCGCUACAGUCGGCUACUGUGAGCACAGCGAUGACCGGAAAAAAAGUCAUCCGGCAGUGCGAGCCUAACGAGUCUCCCAAAAGUUGUCUCUCUAACUCAAGUACGUCGCUCUUCUCCCUCCCCGGAUUCUCAGUUCCCCUCCUCCACCCGACUGCGAUGUAAGAGAAAAUCAAUAACUCCUAACAGACAAAUGACUGUAUUGGAACCCAUUGAAAAUGCCGACAAGAAACAGCUUAGAACUUUGUGGCCAUUCUUCCAACAGACCUAGAUAAUUAACCGUUUUUGGCGCCAAGCUUAAUGAAAUAACUUUUUUAAGCAGAAAAAGUGCGGUUCCAAAUUAUCCCCGAAAGCUACUGCACGCAGACACUCAGCACUAAUUUUUGAAGUAUGUGGCAGAUCUCCAUUGUUUGGAACUUCUUGCCCAAAACGGUCAGGACAUUUUUGACUGCGUCACAGUUUUACAAUGAAUGCCUUGUUGCAGUCAUCGGUUGGUUAUGGCAUAGUGGUCUGUGGAAUGUAUUGCGAUGUCGCGACUUGUAACAACUUAAACAAUUACAGCAUUCUUCAAAAAAGACACUGACCUUAUUCCAGUCAAAAGGCGGAAUGGACCCAUCGUAAUUUUGUGGCUUCUAAUGCAUACCUAAAGGACUAAAGACCAACCACCAAAUCUUUCUCGUAAUCGCCAGAGUAAAGGUGAAAUGGUGUAACAAAUGCUUGCGCAUGUUUGAUUGGAUUUACCGAAAAAUUUCGAUGGAAAUUUGGGACUUGCAAGAAAGAAUCAAAAAAGGGAUUAGGAUGCAAGCAAACAACGGAUGUCGUGACAUCUCUUGAUGACCGUGCGUAAAUUUUGACUGACUACUUUGGGAGACGCAUAACACCUUAAACAUUUCUCAUAAGUUACUGUCAAGUCCUAAUUUGCCAAAAGUUCAUGCGUUAAUCUCCCUCUCUCUCUCUGCAUGUCAGUUAGAUUAUAGUAAUAGCGGACUUGCGGUGCAACUAUCUCACCCCCUCCUCCCGGCGUCAUGACAGAAUCAGAAAGAUCGGAGACGGGAUCGGGUGCAGUGGCUAAACACUUCGUCUACGUGUGCGACCAACGCCUGAUCCUCGGACGACGGACCAGGUUUUCACAGAAACACGAAAGGUGUCGCUGGAAUCCCAACUGAGUUGGGAGUGCCACGGAGGCCAUAGGCGUAAGGGACAUCAAAUAAUUUAGUAAUAAACUCGCGUUCAUGCGAAUAUAAAAAAGAUAAUUUCAUUUCGCCGAGGCUCAAUGACAGGUUACGCGUGCAAGGGAGGAGUAUGGUUACGAAAUAUUUAUUCUGACACCUAGGAUGAGGUAUCUCGGUUGUGUUCAACGACUCCAGUCAAACACCACAGCGCUGUGAAAUUCGAAAAACAAUUCUGAAGAAGCCGAUCCUCAGCUUUUCCAAAUUUUAAGUUUAAGUGGAGUACUUCACUUUUUCCCGGAUGUACACAAGUGGCAUUAUUAAAUUUACGAGGAGGAUGAUUCCCAUUGGUUAAAGGAAAUGGAAAAAUGUACAAUAAAUGAGUCGACUUACCAGGCCUUGGCUUCCAAGUCAAUGCUACUUGAAUUAUUUUUUAUGCAACCGUACUAAACUACCUCGCCAGCUUUCUGCUACAACUAACUCUUUGACUGACAGCCAGGGUUUAAAAAGUUUUCAGAUAUUUUUGCUCAGAUAAGAACGAAAUAUUUUAAAACUUCCGUUAUUAGGCAUUUUUUAAAAAAAGUUGCAAAUAGCAAAAUCAGCAUAAGACCAUGGAAAAAUUAAAUAGACAAAGAUGGGAUAGUUCCAGAAAAUGCAGGCGGCUCAGUAUUGCCUAUUUUCGUUGUAUGGGAAAUCUGUGCUCACUGAGUGAACAAGCACAUUACAACUAGAAAAUGGUCGCUUUACCCGAAACUGCCUAUUCUAAGCAGCAGAUUGCGUGGGCUUGUUGUUUUAUAUAGUUGGCUUAGGGGCGGAAAGUCAGUGCUCAUAUGCCUCUGUUUCGCAAGCAUCCGGCCAUAGAAAUGUCACAGAAACUCGUAUGGUCAAGGCUAUCAAGAGCUACGCGAACUUCAGCCAACGGUUGUGGCGAAGAGGGUUUCUCUGAAGCAUCAUCUUUCGUCAUCGGACCUCUCUGUCUUUGUUGAGCGUCCGUAUUCCUGAGCAAAUUCUAGGCGCUGUUCAGCUAAGCUGGAGCCCGACAGCAGGCCAAAAGGCUUCACCUUGGCUCCAGCAAAGGUACAGGAUGGAGUGACGAUAUGAGGUUCGCCGAUUUGUUGCGACUGUGUGACGCAGGUGCGGUUCAUCAGUGAGUCAUAGGCCUUCCCCAAGUCGUUCGCGUUGUAAGUCCAGCAAGCAAAUGAAGCCAUCAUUCAGCCGUCAUCGAUGGCAUUUAGCAGAAUCCCGAGCCCUGCCCCAAAUAGCGUCGUUCUGUUCAAGUUCGAGGUGACUGUUUUCAUUUGCUCGGUGACCGCUUGAGCGUCGGCCACAUAAGUAACAGCUUUUUUAAUCGAGAUUUUCGCCGCAUAAAGUUGAAAUUCAACACAUCCUUUACCUGGACAUUCUGAGCUGCGAAUACGAACGUUUUUUCUUGUUCGUUGACGGUGUCUCCAUUCGAAAUUCGCCGAGACGAAUGCCGGUGUCACUGUCGAAUCACCCUCGUUACUUCACUUGCGGGUCACCGUAACGACCAACAUUUACGAAAUUCUCCCCUCUCGUCCUUUACCAAAUCAUGACUUGGCACGCACUGUUCCCUAUUUUAAACAGUCGGAGCGUGUCAGAUCUUCGGUAAUGGUCUGUUCAAUCAUGGCAGUGAAACUUUCUUUUGGUCGACUAAUUGCCUGAUUUUCGCUACCUUCUUAGGCUAGUAAAAUGCUCCUUACAUGCAAGCAACCUCUUCUCACAGUGGUCGAAUCAAGGACUGCGUUUGCCCGAAGGGAGAUGUCUGAAAAACAGGGCAUGCCAAAUUGCAAAGGAAUCCCAUAACUUUAUCCUGUUUCGAAAAUUAGUUUAUUUUAAUGUACGGUUUCGGAACUCAUGAACUACUUGAAACGAACUUUGCCGUGAAGCGCAUUUACAGGUAGGUUCAUACUGAAACAGCGGAAACUCCUGAAAUACAGUGAGCGAUUUAAGGUUUGUGAAAAUUCCCCGCUCUUUCGGGUCGGGUCAUAUUCCUAUAUACUCCUUUAUAGAUAGAUAGGAUGAUGCGGAAAGGACAAGGAAAACCGGAAUGGCUAUUUCUGGAUUGUUAGCCAACAUCACAACCAACAGGACAACGGCGGAUUAUUAGACGCAAUGGCCAAAGAACAAGGGUUCGUGUCUCUGGUGCUCCUUAUCUAGGCUCGAGCAUGACUAGUUGAUACUGGCUAACAAACCAGAAGUGGCCAUUCCAAUUUCGCCUGUCUUCGUCGCUGCAAACUCAUCCACCUAGUGUUACUAGUCACUCUGCAAAUGUCUGCACCUUGCGUAACCUAAUUGGUGGGCGUUCCUCUACCAUAUUCCACUGUAUUUUAAAAUUUACUGUCUAAAAAUGAGAAGCAUUAGCUGGCUCUAGAAAGCAAAGCAUCUUUACGUUACCGUUGCCUAAAAGUGUGUUCCAACCCUCCUUGUAAGAAAUAAAGUACUUUACGCGAAUAUCAGUAAUGACGCCGAAAAAAACUGUGUAGUGAGGUCAACCCAAAAAUGGGCGGUUUCCAAAAUUCUAUAUUGAUGGCCCGUCUGUCACUGCAGAUUAAAUAAUGUGCAAUCAUGUUUCAUUCAUACAAGCCUCCUAAUUGCAACUAUUUGCAUAACACAGACGGCCUAUAUAUAGAUAUACAUAACUGAAGAUUCCAGGGGCCUUUUCAACUGUAAUUUUUCUUGACCAUUAAACGAGUGCCCUAAGGCAUAAUGAAGUUGCAACUUAAACCAUGGAGACGCGGACUUUUAUUCAGAACACCUCCCUCCCUUCCCUCAUUGAUGAAUUCACCGAUAUACGUGAGCAGCUGAUUUCAGCAAACACCACGAUCACGGCACAGUCGAUGGUACUCGGCCUACGUAGCCCGACCCCGUCAACACUUCUGUUGGGGUGGUUCUCGCCGCUACCUGUUAGUUCACACCUCGAAGUCUUCACCUAGUAUUCGUUGAUUAGUCGUCAGCGCGCUUAGGAACUUACUCCUGUUUACGUCAAGCGAAACUGCUAAUGAGCUUAGGACACGGUCGACUCAAUCUCUCCCUCUCUCUAUCUCACUCUCUUGCUUGUUCUGGGACAAUGCUCGGCUGAAAACAACUUCUUCAGGAAAAAUCGGUUACUGACCACCAUUUACUGUUCGAAGUUAUGUCAAAAACACGGGACUCUAAAAGUGGUUAUGUUAAGUGAGCAAUGAAGGCGAACAAGCCUCCAGGACGGUUGUGAGGAAUUACUAAUUUAGGUGUUGGGCAGGUGUGUGUUGCCGUAUUUCCCAGACAAGUCGAUAAGAGGGGCCUGUGUGAGCCCAGAUCACUGCAUACAACGUGGGUAGGGGUUGGCUACGCUGCCCUAGUCCAAAGUGUAGGUGCAAUGUGGGCAUUGCAAGUAAAGAAGGCCGAAGGAGGAUGCUUAAAACGUUAGUGGGAAAGUAGCCAAAGCUAAAACGGAAAAGGGCAACCUGAUGUUUCGGUUUAGAGGUUGGGUUUGUAUUAGGGUUUUGGUUAGUGUCAGGCUGAGAAUUGAGUUUAGGGUUUGUGUUAAAUUUAAGGGUUCUGGUUAGAGUUAGGGUUUGAAUUGCAGUUUAGGUUUACGGUUAAUGUUGAGAUUGGGGCUAGGGCCAGUGUUAGGGUAGGGUUACGGUUAGGUUUAUGGCUAGGGUUUGGGUCGGGAUCAAGGUUAGGGUUAGGAUUUCGGUCAGGGUUAAGGUUAGGCUUACGGUUAGGGCUGGGGUUUGUGGUAAGUUUAGGCUUAGGUUUGGUGUUGAGUCUAGCAUUAACGUUAUUUUUAUAAUUCCGUUAAGGAUUAGGCUUACUUUUGAGGUUACGAUUAGGUUUGCUGUCAGGUUUGUGGCAUUGCUGCUCCGCCUGUUCCAUCAACUAGGUCUUUUGCGGAGAUUCUAGGCUUUCAUCAAUCCCACGGCAAAUCUGUCAUACAUCAGGUUGGCUUUUCCAUUUCGGCUUCGGCUACUUUCCCCACUUUUUCCCCUAGAGUGUGAUCACGUCCAGGCAUCCCCUCCCCUCUUUUGUGCCUUUAGACACCACUUCCACCGCGCACCUCUGGGUUGGAACAAGUCGCGGCGUCUUCUUCACCCUGACUGUCGACCCCUCCGACGACGCUGCCUCCACCUGCAGUGUCGGAGGUGAGUGACUGGCUUGCCAUCUUUGAGGAUCAACCCUUGUUUCCUUUUGUGGAAGCUCUCUGACCCGUCCUUCUACCUGGCCACAAGUGUCUGCUCGAUUGAAUUCAGAUCGGGUUUUCCAAUGGGGCACACAGAAUGUUGUGUUAUUCGACCGAAACUAGAUGUGGGGAAGUGGUUGGUACUACUGAAAAUCCUAAUUAAGGAGGGGGCAUCAUCGGUCAGGUUACGAGAUGUGCUUACUCCAUCGCACCCUGAGGCUCAAUGAAGAGCCCGUGUCGCGAACUGUCAUGUAACGGUCAGUAGUAUGUGCAGGAAUGACUACUGACAAAGACGGGGAACCGGGAUUGCCGUUUCUUUUCUUCCUAGCCAUCGUCAGCCAACCACGCCCAACUUAACAUAUGGAUAACUUGAAAUUCGAACCGAGAUCCCUUGGUCACUUAUCGUUACGUAGUUGAGCGCUCCAUCAUUGAGCCACCGAUCCGUUGCCCUACUAACAUCAAAUAAGUUGGAUGAGGAGGUGCCUCUGAAAUAGUAUACGCUCCUAACAUUCAUCUUUCUAGCAGGGCUAUUCUCACUCUAAAACUUUCCUGUCUUCCCAUUCGUUGUCGGCAGGGAGUACCUGAAGGAGCUUACUUCACAUAGAAUGGCCUUUGAGAAAACAUCCUGUUUGUCGACGCUUCGGCCCAGUUCUACCGGGCGCUCCCAUUGAGCAUUAUAGGUCUACAAUUAGGAUAUUACUCUUAUCUAAAGUAGAACAGUCUUCCGUCUCCUGUGUACAUGACCUACAAAUCAUUAUUCUAACGAGGCGACUUCAUCCCCUAUCUUUCGUUCAGGUUCCUUGUUCCGACUGGAGGGUGAGGCUGUGUCGAUCGCUUUCCUCGAUUCUCUUGGUGAGAUCUGCGUACCACCAGCGACUAAGUGGGAUCUCGGAAGCAGUGCAAUUCCUCGACUGACCCUGGUGCCGAAGCAGGAGGAGGAGGAGGAGGAUUGUGUUGAUGGGGGCGCCACACGCAUGGUCGCCGAUCAGGAGUCAGGCUUCGGGGACUCGCUCAAGCCCACCACCGGUACGUGCAGUGUCUCCGUAGCAAAACGUCUGGGCCCCGGCGCUCCCUCCACGGGUGCCCACCUCAUCGGCAGUACAGCACCUCCGACCGCGAGGCGAGACCAGUCAGCCAAGGGCGCCGGGCGCUGGUCCGCUCUGAAAUUAGGUGCUGGCGGAAGCGGUGGCUCUUCACCCGCAACACCAGGUACUGCUUACCAUGUAUUACGCUUUCAUUUUUUCUCAGUUACUGCAAAGAAGGUUUUUAUGGCAUUUCCGACAGUUUGA